GAGUCUCUUAUUCGGUGAGUUCUUCGCUUCUCCUCUCCUCUCUUCUCUCGCUCCCCCCUCCCCUCUCUCUAUCACACACACAGUUCCCUCUCUAUGGUCAGUCCCAUCCGGUCCUCUUUCUGGGCUUCAAAUCUCUCUUUGUUGUUGCAAUCGGUAUUCGAUUUGUAGCUGCUGGAUUGCAACCGUUGUUUGGAAAAAAAAACAAAUAUUCCCCCCAAAUCCAUUUCCUUCACUGUGUAUUAUUUUGCACCAAACUGUAAAUUUGUCAUCUUUCUCUUUGUCAAAUAUGCAUUAUAGGCUUGGAUUUGAUCUGUUGCAGCAACUGGACCUGUUUUGUUUAACAAAUUUAAAUAUCCUGCAUGGAGAUAGUGGAAAGGGUAUUAUGCAGACUUUGGAAAGGGAAGGCGUUAUCAGUGAUCUAUUAUUCAGUUGUUAGCUUGGCUCUUUGGGCAUGUAAGCUGAAUGUACGGGAUUUUUGGUACCCUUGAACAAGUUGACUCCUGCUGUUUUUUGUCGAACAGUGGUGCUUCUUGAUCUGUAAACCAUGUUAACUUCAUCUUUAUGCAAUAUUGUGGACUAGGACUAGCCCCUUUAACUCUUCAAAUAAAAGGUCUACUUGUGAUCUAAUGUUGCUAUACUCAAGUGAUUUGUUAUUGCCGUGUACUCCUGUGAUUUGCUGAAAGUUUUAGUUGUGUUCAAACUCAUGUUGUCACUUCAUUCAUAAAAAGAUCAAAGCAGUGGUAACUUCACCAAAAUGAGAAAUAGUGAUCAAACCAAAGUGAGUGCAGCCUUCCAAACACAGAGUUCAGCACUGACAUAUGCAGUCCAAGCCAGUGGCGGACCCAGAAAGUUUCAAAAGCCUGGGCAAAGAUUACAAAAGCUGAGGCUUGCCCAAUUGUUAUGUAUCCUGAAACGUAUUUUACUCCUAAAUUAUGUAUACAUGUCUAUAACUUACAACACGGGAGCCUGGGCAGCCGCCCGGGGUCGCCGGGCGGUGAGUCGGCCACUGGUCCAAGCCACAACCUAGACAACCAAUCACCAGCACAAUGCAGCCUGGCUCAGCAAUACUAGCAAACCAAACAUGAUUGCCUGCAUUCACACAAGCUGGCCACGCUUGGCCUGGUUCUACUCCCCAGCCACACUCAACCAAUCAGGCCCAUUCUGAAUGAGCCAGUGCUGCUUCUCUUCCCCACGACACAUGAAUAAUAAACUCGUGAAACAUGUUUUAGUCGUCCGAUCCAUCUUCUGGUGCAUCUUGACUGUUCAUAUUAACACCUUACCCCAUACUUCGGACUUCGGAGUCCCCUUAGGUUUUGGCCAUAACUACAUCACACAUCACACCACAUGAGCCGGAAAGUCAUUGAAACCCUCUUAUUAAAAAAAACUGAAGCAAUGUUGCCACCACCGCCAUGCCAUUGCCGCCACAGCCAGUCCGUCGCUCUUGCCCUAUCCUGUUAGCCGUCAACGACACCUGUGGUGUGACGAGGAUGACAUCAACAUGUGCGGCAAGGGUACCGUCUCUGCGGUGGGCGCCACAACGUGGCUGGGUGGGUUCGUGGGUUUCAGUACGCCCAGCGAAAUGCAGGACAUCGGGAGGACAUGCCGUUGUGUGCGCUGCUGUUAGCUUCAGACCAUGCAUUGACAUUCACAAGGGAAAAGUUAAACAGAUUGUUGGCUCUACUCUUCGGGAUUUAGCAAAUGAUAGCAUGGAACUUGUGACAAACUUUGAAUCAGACAAAUCUCCUGCAGAAUUUGCUAAAUUUUAUAAAGCAGAUGAACUUCUAGGAGGACAUGUUAUAAUGCUUGGCGCAAAUCCUUCAAGCCAGGCUGCUGCACUGGAGGCACUACGUGCAUAUCCUGGUGGUUUGCAAGUUGGAGGUGGGAUAAAUUUGGAGAAUGCAAUGUCUUACCUUAAUGAAGGGGCCAGUCAUGUGAUAGUGACCUCUUAUGUGUUUAGUGAUGGCAAGAUGAACACUGAAAGGUUAAGAAAACUUGUCGAGCUGGUUGGGAAACAGAGGCUCGUGCUGGACCUCAGUUGUCGAAAAAAGGAUGGCCGAUAUACCAUUGUAACUGACAGGUGGCAAAAGUUCAGUGAUGUGUUUGUGGAUGAACCAACAUUAGAAUAUCUCGCUGCCUUUGCAGAUGAGUUUUUGGUUCAUGGUGUUGAUGUGGAGGGCAAAAGGUUAGGAAUUGAUGAGGAACUUGUGGAACUAUUGGGGCACUAUUCACCAAUCCCAGUCACUUAUGCUGGGGGUGUGUCAACAAUGGACGACCUAGAGAGGAUAAAGAAAGCAGGCAAAAGUCGGGUAGAUGUAACAAUUGGGAGUGCUCUAGAUAUAUUUGGAGGAGAUUUGCCUUACAAAGAUGUUGUCCUUUGGCACAGGAAGCAAAGUAUGGUUGGUCAAGUGUGAAGAAACACAAGGUAUUGAUCAGUAUUACCAGUUCAUUUGAUUCAAGCUUCUGCACAAAGUAUAUUUUCUGAACAUUUUUGUUCAAAUAAUUCAGUUAGGCUAUCUCCAACAGAUCCUCUAUCUCAUCUCCUAUUUCAAACUAUUUUGCGUCCCCUAUUUUACACUACACUGGAGACAGUCUUCAGUGAUGUAAUUCAAAUCUGAGGAGCAUGACUUGUUUGGGUUUGGACACCAGGGUUGGCGCUAACUCAAAAGGUGGUCAAUUUGUGAGUAAUGUACUGUUCUUGACAGUUUCUGACCUCGAUUUGUCUAUUGUAACUGAAUAGGCUGAAUUGAUGCUGAUAGAUACAUUUUGCCUGCUACAACACUGACAUUCUGAUUUUUAAGUUCCUCGUUUGAGAAAAUAAUAAUAUUGAUGCAAAUUUUGGCUCUA
Messenger RNA from Zea mays, 2844 nucleotides. RefSeq lists its product as uncharacterized. Gene Ontology annotation, biological process: L-histidine biosynthetic process; L-tryptophan biosynthetic process. Gene Ontology annotation, cellular component: cytoplasm. The record is from RefSeq and is a predicted model, not a curated record. The coding region runs from base 1410 to 2411 and encodes 333 amino acids. Lineage: Eukaryota; Viridiplantae; Streptophyta; Magnoliopsida; Poales; Poaceae. Gene Ontology annotation, molecular function: 1-(5-phosphoribosyl)-5-[(5-phosphoribosylamino)methylideneamino]imidazole-4-carboxamide isomerase activity. The transcript has 10 exons.